Molecule: messenger RNA, 960 nt
Organism: Colias croceus (clouded yellow)
Lineage: Eukaryota; Metazoa; Arthropoda; Insecta; Lepidoptera; Pieridae
Exons: 1
Coding region: 52-795 (247 amino acids)
Source: RefSeq, a predicted model, not a curated record
CAUUUAUUGUAAAUGCAGUUACUCAAUUAAUUUCUAAAUUACAGUGAUAAAAUGAGUCUAAAUAACAAAGUUGCUAUUGUUACGGGCGCAAGUUCUGGAAUCGGAGCAGCAAUUGCUGAAAAAUUCAGCAAUGAAGGAGCCCACGUAGUUAUGGUUGGAAGAAACGAAAGUAAACUAAGUGCUGUGGCAGCCCGAUGCAAAGAUCCUCUUGUUAUCAAAGCAGAACUGGGAAACGAUGAAGACAUUGUAAGAAUUAUUGAUGAGACUAAGAAGAAAUACGGUAAAAUUGAUAUUUUAGUAAACAAUGCUGCAACAUCGGUGCUGGCUAGUGUCCUCUAUGGUGAUUUGUUGAAAUCGUAUGAAGAAGUUAUGAAAGUGAACUUCAAAGCAGUUGUUCAUUUAACAAAGUUGGCGGCACCUCAUUUAAUUGAAACUAAGGGGAAUAUUAUAAACAUUUCUGCAAUUGGUGGACAGAGAGCAUCAGCAGCUUCAGUUUUAAUGAUGUAUUGUGUUUCAAAGGCUGCUGUUAACCAUUUUUCGCAAGAUGUGGCAUUAGAAUUAGCCCCACACAAGGUGAGAGUUAAUACAAUCAGCCCUGGGCCAGUGCGGACAGAUAUUUUGGAGAAUACAAAAACUCCUAUAACAUGGGAUGACUUUCAGAAGAAAACUGCUUUGGAUAGAAUAUCAGAACCAGAAGAAAUUGCCGAUCUUGCUUUGUUUUUAGCCAGCGACAAAGCUAAAGGCAUCACUGGUUCCAACUUUGUAUCUGACAACGGUAUGUUGUUAAAGAGUUAGAUUGUAAGAAGAGAUUAUUCCAUUGUUUAACAUGAAGAGAUUGUAAUAUGUUUAAUUUGAAGAGAAUUUCUAUUUAACACUAUAAAUUAUAUAUUUUUUUAAAUUGUUAUAUUUUAACAGUGUAGAAGUAGCUUUUUUAAUUGUGUUUAAGAAUUUAAUAAAAAU